UUACAAGUCGAGCUCGGGGAACCAAAAAAAAAAAAAAAUCAAUUAAAUUAUCUUUCAUAAACCCGAUUCGACUUUGAUUGGAUAACCACUGCAAUUAGUUAUUCUCGCAUCUGUAUCACCACCCUACCUCCUGUAUUUUACCCAGCAGCAAGAGUAUCUGCCCUUCCCCGUGUUUUUGUGUUCUUUCUCUGACUGUCCCAUUUUAGAGACGUUACAUGAGCAAACAUUUUCACACCAAAGUGGAUAUAUAUUAUGAAUCCUCGAACAAAAAGUAGUAUUUUGUUAGUUAACAUAUAUUCGAUGUCCAUUUUGUGAAAAGAAAAAAAGUGACAAGUCGUCUAUGAGACUAUGACAAUGAGGACUUAAUUUACACUUAUUCAUAUUUCAGAAAAAAUGAAAAAUGCAAAAAAAUCUUAUGUGACCUGCUAUAACGCAGCUGAAUGGCCAUUCCUUCCGCCAAAUGUGUCGACACCGAAGAAGAAGCUGGAAAGAAAACAGAAACUAAGUAAAAUAAGGAAUAAUUGUCUUUUAAAUCCUUAUAUUAUAGUUUCUGAAAUCUGAACAAGUUCUCAUACUAUGUUGUUGUUAGAAGAAAAGGUCCCUAUAUUUAUUAUAUUUUGAUCACACGAAACCGUUAUAUGUGACAUCAAACUUCACAAUGAGUCGGCAUACUUUAUCAAUCGAAUAUACAACUAGGCUUGUUUCUCCAUUUUUACCUAUGCCCUAUUUGUCAAAGUUAACAUGUAAAAAUGGCAAAUCAUCGAAAAAUGAAAUUGUGAUAUAUUAAAGAUUUUUUUUACAUUGUAACUCUUCAAUUCGAAAAGAUAUGAGCACCACCACCAACUAAUCGGUUCAUCUCUAUGCAUCAUUCGUCAUAUGUUUUUUCCUAUUACUCCUCGCAUUCUCUAUAAGCUUGCGCUCUUAUCCUGAAAACCAAGAUUAUCAAUAAAAUAUUAUGUUAAUUUUUUUUGGGAUAGUUCACAAUUGAAAUUCUAUUGGUAAGAUUGGGACUGGGAGUGAGACUCUCAAAUGGAUUAACCAUUUUUUUCACUAGUAACUCAUAUUUUCGUUAGGAAUUAACUUCAUGACUGACAAACUUUCAUCUACUACAAGAGUUCUAAAACAAAUUGCAAAAGUUUGAGGAGAGGAAGUAUGCCACAGAGAAAGGAAAGAUCUUCAAAAUUUGUCAAAGAGGGGGGGGGGGGGGGGGGAUUAAGAAAAUCACUGAUUAUUUUAUCAAAUAAAGGACUAGUUUUUAACUGUAACAAAGUACAUGGACUUGGUCGCUAUAAAUCAUCAGUGCGAGGGUUCAUUUGUCAGAAGACAUAGUAUGUGGACUCAAAAUGAUAAUAAAUCAUUUUAAAUAAAUCUACCGGCCUUUGUGAGGGGACGGCUUGGACAAUGAGAGCUCUUUCUCGCACGGCAUCACGUUGAUUGCCGAUUGGGCCCAAUCUUUUAGUAGGUCGACAGAAGUUUAAGAGAGAGAGAGAGAGAGAGAGAGUAGAGUAGAGAAAGCCAGCUCUCUUGGAAAGCUUUGGAUGAUUCAAUCAAUCCCACUCCGAUUCAGAUUAGAAAACUAAAAUAAUCUUCCGACAAAGGCAGAGAAUCGGGAGACGAAGCUUCUCUGGUUUCCGAUCUCUGUAGAGAUCCCCGGCGGCGGGUAUGGCGAUUCUCUACGCGCUCGUGGCGAGGGGAUCGGUGGUCCUAGCGGAGUUCAGCGCGACGGCGACCAACGCCAGCGCCAUAGCCAAACAGAUUCUCGGCAAGAUUCCUGGAAAUGACGACAGCCACGUCUCGUAUUCUCAAGAUCGCUAUAUCUUCCACGUCAAGCGCACCGAUGGCCUCACUGUUCUCUGUAUGGCCGAAGAGAACGCCGGAAGAAGAAUUCCAUUCGCGUUUCUCGAAGACAUUCAUCAGAGAUUUGUGAGAACUUACGGCCGUAGUGUUCACUCAGCUCAAGCUUAUGGUAUGAAUGACGAAUUCUCGAGGGUUUUGAGCCAGGAAAUGGAGUACUACUCCAGUGAUCCCAAUGCAGAUAGGAUGAACAGACUGAAAGGUGAAAUGAAUCAGGUGCGAAAUGUGAUGAUUGAGAACAUCGAUAAGGUGCUGGAGAGAGGCGAUCGCUUGGAGUUGCUGGUAGACAAAACAUCCAAUAUGCAAGGAAACACCUUCCGUUUCAGAAAGCAAGCUCGCCGGUUCAGAAGCACAACAUGGUGGAGAAAUGUGAAGCUGAUGAUUGCUCUGAUAAUCCUUCUCCUAGUGGUUAUAUAUGGUGUACUGGCUUUCGUCUGCCAUGGACUUACAUUACCUACUUGCUUGUAAAGAGGGCAACCGUUGAUUGCGACAUUUUGAUUGGCUUUUUGUGUGCUUACAGUGAAGUCAUUUUUUCUCAUCUCAGUUGGUUAUAUUUCAGAACUCUUUGGCAUACUUAAGUUUGUUGUUAGAAUUCGGGUUCGCAGCAAUGUGAAGCACUCAAUUGCUUGCUCGCAUGGUCUCUCUUGCUUGCACUGGUUCUGGUUUUGUAUGCUUCGUUUACCUUGUAAUCAUCAAAGAGUGAACUUAAGUGUUUUUAGCGAUGUAAAAAUCUGUGCUGCAUUUGGGGUUCGUGGUACUUUCUUUCCAGUCAAAAGUGGUUUUGGUUUGUAGAAAUUGUCAUUGAGCCUCUUUAGGCCUUUACUCUGCUAAUAGCUACUCUUUGCAAUUGGAGAUUGAAUCAGCAAGAUUAAUUGUUUCUCUAGACUCCAUUAUCAAAAAUUGUCUCUCUAGACUCAACUGGUGCUAUGUGCCAAAUAUGGUUUAAUUCAGGAUUUGAAACGAAAGAACUUGAGAGGUAGAAUUCAAGCACCAUUAUCAUAGCAGGCUGCGUAUUAUCUAUGAAUUUCAUAGCAGGCCUGCACUACGACAGCCGACUUUGGUUCUGUACCUUCCCUUGGACCUAAAUUCUUCCAUCGGAACCAAACUAGAAAUGAUCAAUUGCCUUUCGCGGCAUAAGAAGUAGGAACUUCGAAAUCCAUUUCAUGAAUUCUACACUGAACACAUACCGAUGUGAUGUGAAGAAUAGGAUCAAAUGAACUCGAGAAGAAGCAUGAAACAGUAAAGAUGUGACUUAUAUCUCGUAACUGGAUCGAAGUUCUCGUUACCGAAUCAAGGAAUUACCUUGAGUUGAAACACCUCAACUACUCGAACGGACGAAAACGAAUGUUGAGAGAAACCUGCGACCCUAGUGAUUCGGUGAAGCGGACUCGGAAAGGCGGGGACCGGCGGUCGGAAUGAAGGGACUGAGUCGCGCGGCCACCGAGCUGGCUGAAGAGAAAUGUGCGUUGACAAGUGGGGACUGUUAACAUGUUAUCCACGGGCCCGGGUUCGUUUGUAAUGGGCCCAAUAAAGUCGAAAAUCUGAGCAAGCGCCCUGGAAUGAGAUGAGGUCCAUAAAAUACUCAGACAUAGCGGGCCCAAUUCGUCAUCUGAAUAAUUAACUCUCACGGCAAGUGUUUAAUAACCAAUAACUAAUUCACAAAAAAAAUCACUAAAGAGUAUACCGGAAUAAUAAAUAAUUGAACCUUCAAAAAAUGUCAGUUGCUCUUCGAAGUAUCAACAAUUUUUUUUCUAUUCAUUCAUGAAAAAAAUGUAUUCAUUUUUAUCUUCUAAUAUAUUUGCAAAACAUAUCAUAAUCGGACUCGAAAAACUGCCUACAAAUUUUACAAUCUCUACUUUUUCCUCGUACAUCAAUCAAUAGCAAUAACUAGAAACACGUGCGAGGUAUCUGUUGGCCCUAAUCCUCGUGGGCCCAAGGUUCACGCAUAUGGCAGUCCAACUGAGUGAUUUCUAUUUCAAGAAGCCCAGUCAAUCUAUCAACCCAUAACGUCCUCUCGUAUCAAAUUCAUACACCGAACGACGUCGUACAGUGACAGUGAGACCACCGCCCCGGUCGCGUAGGGCGGAAAAACAAAAGUAAAAAAACACU
Molecule: messenger RNA, 3963 nt
Organism: Linum trigynum
Lineage: Eukaryota; Viridiplantae; Streptophyta; Magnoliopsida; Malpighiales; Linaceae
Source: the annotation of a GenBank genome assembly